GCGGCCGCCGGCUUCCACGUGGACGUGGUGGUGACGGGCGCCGUGGACGAGUGCGUCUUCCUGGGCCAGGACAGCAGCAAGGCGGCCACGGAGGAGACGGUGUCGCUGGCGGCGGGCGACGGGCCGCGGGACGAGCCGCCGCCGCUGCCGCCGCCGCCGGGGCAGCUCUUCCUGCUGCCGCAGGACGACGACGAGGAGGACGAGGAGGACGAGGAGGCCGAGGGCGGCGGCGAGGGCGGCGAGAAGGCGCCGGCGGACCCGUCGCUCUGCCGCCUGUACCGCCACGUGUCGCACGACUUCCUGGAGAUCCGCUUCAAGGUGCAGCGGCUGCUGGAGCCGCGGCGCUACCUGCAGCUGCUGCCCGCGCACGUCCUGGUCAAGAUCUUCAGCUACCUGCCCACGCGCGCCCUGGCCGCCCUCAAGUGCUGCUGCCACCACUUCAAGGGCGUCAUCGAGACGUUCGGCGUGGAGGGCAGCGACUCGCGCUGGAACCGGCACCCGCGCUACCGCGACGACCCGUGCAAGCAGUGCCGCAAGCGGUACGCGCGCGGCGACGUCUCGCUCUGCCGCUGGCACCCCAAGCCCUACCACCACGACCUGCCCUACGGCCGCUCCUACUGGCUCUGCUGCCACCGCGGGGAGCGCGCGGCGCCCGGCUGCCGCCUCGGGCUGCACGACAACGACUGGGGGGCGCCCGGGGGACACGGCGGGGGACAGCGGCGCGAGGACGCCUGA
This is a messenger RNA of Nothoprocta perdicaria, 735 nucleotides long. RefSeq names its product F-box protein 46 (gene FBXO46). Gene Ontology annotation, molecular function: protein binding. The transcript has a single exon. The record is from RefSeq and is a predicted model, not a curated record. NCBI's taxonomy places the organism in Eukaryota, Metazoa, Chordata, Aves, Tinamiformes, Tinamidae. The annotation marks the transcript as partial.